Molecule: messenger RNA, 344 nt
Organism: Acaulospora colombiana
Lineage: Eukaryota; Fungi; Glomeromycota; Glomeromycetes; Diversisporales; Acaulosporaceae
Source: the annotation of a GenBank genome assembly
GCAUACGAAUUGGAUCGUCUGUAAACUCUCCAUUGCAAGAACUAUGCGGACACCAGCUCGUCAACCUUACUCUUAAAGGUGAGGGAAAGGAACUUAUAUCACUUAUUAGAACUUUCAAUCGUGACUUUCCCAAUCAGAAAUCUGCACAUACGCCGCAUGAGGAUAUAGGCCCACCAUUAGCGCUCGAGGAAAACUCGUCUUCUGUGAUAUUUCGUUGUGACAGUCUCUUUGAUCUGUUCAUUCGCAUACCCAUGCCCAUCUCGGAGAACUCUACUGCGGACUAUGGGAUAGAAGUUUGGGCCGAUGGGAUAGCCAGUCUAGGAGGAUAUCCCCAGAUAGACUGA